ACUUGUCUUGGAAGAACUCACACAGAAGCUAACCUUUGGCUUUCGUUUUUGGAACGUGGGCGACCUUUUGGAUGAAACUGAGAAGACCCAGGAAAUACUUGGCAACUUCGUCAGUCAGACAUUAGAAGAUGAAACCGUUAACCCUGGACACAGUCAGAAAAAU
Molecule: messenger RNA, 163 nt
Organism: Pelobates cultripes (western spadefoot toad)
Lineage: Eukaryota; Metazoa; Chordata; Amphibia; Anura; Pelobatidae
Source: the annotation of a GenBank genome assembly